Pseudovirgaria hyperparasitica is the source of this 993-nucleotide messenger RNA. Its product is annotated as mitochondrial carrier. The transcript has 4 exons. Lineage: Eukaryota; Fungi; Ascomycota; Dothideomycetes; Acrospermales; Acrospermaceae. The record is from RefSeq and is a predicted model, not a curated record. Gene Ontology annotation, cellular component: peroxisomal membrane. Gene Ontology annotation, molecular function: ADP transmembrane transporter activity; FAD transmembrane transporter activity; coenzyme A transmembrane transporter activity. Bases 1 to 993 code for a protein of 330 amino acids.
AUGGCUCAAUCAACAAAGGCUGUAGCAGAGAAGCUUGACGACUCUACCAAGGGCCUUGCAUCAAGCACUGCUGCGCAGCAAAGUGACAAUGUUGCUCACGCGCUUGCCGGAGCUGGAGGAGGCUUGGUUUCCAUGGCUUUGACAUACCCUCUCAUCACUCUUUCAACUCGCGCUCAAGUCGAAUCCAAACGAGCGCAUUCGUCUACUCUCGAUGCAGUCCGGCGCAUCAUUCAGCGUGAGGGCAUCUCGGGUUUAUACGCCGGCCUUGAUUCUGCACUUUUCGGUAUCAGUGUGACCAACUUUGUCUACUACUAUUGGUAUGAAUGGACUCGUUCAGCAUUCGAGAAGGCUGCGGUCAAGGCCGGCCGAGCAUCUAAGAAGCUCACCACAGUAGAGUCAAUGAUUGCUGGCGCCAUUGCUGGCAGUGCCACCGUACUCCUCACAAACCCCAUCUGGGUUGUGAACACGAGGAUGACUUCACGAAAGUCUGAAUCUAACGAACAGGUUCUGCCUGGGUCAAAGCCUGUCAGAGCACCGUCUACUAUCGGCACAUUGAUGUCUAUCAUCCGUAACGAGGGCCCUACACGUUUGUUCGCAGGUGUGAUGCCCGCUCUCGUGCUGGUCAUCAACCCUAUCCUGCAGUACACUCUUUACGAACAACUGAAGAACAUCGUAGAGGCAAGAAAGGGUAGGGUUACCCCUAAAGACUCAUUCUAUCUGGGAGCGCUUGGAAAACUGCUUGCAACCAGUAUUACCUACCCAUAUAUUACCAUCAAGAGCAGGGCACAUGUUGCAGGCAAGGAUGGUCCUAAGGUUGGCAUGCUAGACAGCCUACGCAACAUUAUUCAGAACGAGGGUUAUUCUGGACUUUACGGAGGCAUUGGUCCCAAGGUCACCCAAAGUGUUAUCACUGCAGCAUUCUUGUUCGCCUUCAAAGAUGCUCUUUACGAGAUGACGGUGAAGGCGAGAAGGUCUCUUGUCAAGAAGGCCUAA